AUGUCUAAACGAAAUUCCACCAGGCUCGCCAAUGGCUCGGUCCCUGCCACAGAGGCAGUUCCCAGCUAUCUGCUCACGGGCAAGGUUGCUCUUGUGACUGGAUCUGGACGAGGAAUGGGCCGUGAAACCGCUCUCGAACUCGCUCGCCGUGGCGCCGACGUCGUCGUGAACUAUGCCAACUCCUCCAAAGCCGCGGAUGAGCUCGUCGCCGAGAUCAAGGCCAUGGGCCGCGAUGCCAUUGCCGUCAAGGCCAACGUCUCCGAUGUCUCACAGAUCAUUGAAAUGUUUGCCGAGGCAAAGAAACACUUUGGCAAGCUUGAUAUUGUUGUCUCAAACUCUGGUGUCGUUUCCUUCGGCCACUUGAAGGACGUCACCGAGGAGGAAUAUGACCGUGUCUUCAACGUUAACACCCGGGGCCAAUUCUUCGUGGCUCGUGAGGCCUACAAGAACCUCGAGCCCUACGGUCGCAUCAUUCUGAUGGGUUCCAUCACUGGCCAGGCCAAGGGAGUCCCCAAACACGCCGUCUAUAGUGGAAGCAAGGGUGCCAUUGAGACUUUCGUCCGUUGCAUGGCUAUCGACUGCGGAGAUAAGAAAAUCACCGUCAACGCCGUUGCCCCCGGCGGCAUCAAGACCGACAUGUACCACGCCGUCUGCAAAGAGUACAUUCCUAACGGAGAGAACCUCAACGAUGAACAAGUCGACGAAUAUGCUGCCACUUGGUCCCCCAUGAACCGUGUCGGUAUGCCCAUUGACGUGGCUCGUGUGACUGCUUUCCUGGCCUCUCAGGACGGCGAGUGGGUCAAUGGCAAGGUCAUCGGAAUCGACGGUGCCGCCUGCAUGUAA
This is a messenger RNA of Rhinocladiella mackenziei CBS 650.93, 843 nucleotides long. RefSeq names its product trihydroxynaphthalene reductase. The record is from RefSeq and is a predicted model, not a curated record. Gene Ontology annotation, molecular function: oxidoreductase activity. The coding region runs from base 1 to 843 and encodes 280 amino acids. The transcript has 2 exons. NCBI's taxonomy places the organism in Eukaryota, Fungi, Ascomycota, Eurotiomycetes, Chaetothyriales, Herpotrichiellaceae.